GGAAGUAGUUGCCUCAUACCCCGCCCCAAACAUGGCGGCGCCCAGCACUUUGAUUCACCACCUGCUUCUGCUCCACCUCUAAUCUUAGCCUUGCCGUGGUCGGCGGGACCAUGGACGCGCCGGGCUUCACGGCGUCCCUGGUGGCUGGAGGAGUAGCAGGCGCCUCUGUUGACUUAAUCUUAUUUCCUUUGGAUACUAUUAAGACAAGGCUGCAGAGUCCCCAAGGAUUCAACAAGGCUGGUGGUUUUCGUGGAAUAUAUGCUGGUGUCCCUUCUAUAGCUGUUGGAUCCUUUCCUAAUGCUGCUAUGUUUUUUCUCACCUAUGAAUAUAUGAAAUGUCUGCUGCAUGCUGACUCGGCUUCACACGUCAGGCCCAUGAAGCACAUGCUGGCCGCCUCUGUGGGAGAAGUGGUUGCCUGCUUGAUUCGAGUGCCUUCUGAAGUGGUUAAGCAGAGGGCACAGGUGUCUGCCUCUUCAAAAACCUUGCAGAUCUUCUCUACUAUCUUAAAGGAAGAGGGCAUCCGAGGACUGUACCGAGGGUAUAGAAGCACAGUGUUGAGAGAGAUUCCUUUCUCCUUGGUCCAGUUUCCCUUGUGGGAAUCCCUGAAAGCCCUCUGGUCGUGGCGGCGGGGUCAUGUGGUGGAUUCUUGGCAGUCAGCAGUCUGCGGAGCUUUUGCAGGUGGUUUUGCAGCUGCAGUCACUACCCCUCUGGAUGUGGCUAAGACAAGGAUCAUGUUGGCAAAGGCGGGCUCCAGCACUGCCGAUGGGAAUGUGCUCUCUGCCAUGCACGGGGUGUGGCGCUCACAGGGACUAGCAGGGUUAUUUGCAGGUGUCUUCCCACGAAUGGCAGCGAUCAGUAUGGGAGGCUUCAUCUUUCUGGGUGCCUAUGACCAGACCCGCAGCUUGCUAUUAGAAGUGGGCAAGAAGAGCCCGUGAGGUGGACACUGCGUCCUUGGAGAAGAGCACUGCUGUGCAAUCCCCGUCCUCCCGUGACUGGCUCGGUCAUCCAAGCAAGGAAGUCGACGCUGCAGCUGCUGCAGCGUGGUGCCUUGAGGAGUGCUGCAGAGUGCAGCCCUGAGUGUCGUCCGAGGCACAGGCUGCCCCUGAGGAAACUGUCCUGGGUGGACCUCCAGAUCAACAUCUCAGACCCCUCAAUAAAUCCUCUUGGUCAGCUCAGGCCAGGCCCUUUGGCAUUCUUGUUUGGUCAAUGAUCUUUGUUCCCUGCUUUUUAGUCACUAAAAAGCAAGCUGCCUGCAGCGGAGCAAAUGAGAGGACUGGGGAACGGAAGGAGGCGGGGCAGAAAUUGUACGUGUGGGUGUUCCUCCCCUGGGCUAAUUCCUAUUGUGUAAGAUUAUAGCUUUGUUUAAAAAGCAUGCACUGCAGGUGCAUAGCGUGCAUUCUUUCUGGUAAGGAGCCUGCUGUUUUUAAUUACCCUCGUAUUUCUCCUAUAAAAACACAUGAUUAUAUUAUUUUACAGCACAGUGCCCCCACAUGCCUAGUGUGUGAGACAGCUGCAGUACCAGCGAGUGGGUGGGCCCAAGUGACUCCAGUCAGGAGCUUGCCUGAGGGGAGCAAGGCCAUGACCACCACUGUCCUCCAGGAGGACUAUCUCAAGCUGCUGCUUCCCCUCUGCAUUGUGUGUAAGCAACACUGGCUGCAGGAGGUGGAGGCUCAGCAUAUUUGGGGAGCAUGAGGCUGGACUAACCAGCUCCAGGUGGCAAAAAGUUAGUGAGCUACCUGAGGAAUGUCGCGCCAUAGCCUCUUCUGGGACAACAGUGUACAGUCUAUGUUGCUCUGUCUUAAGUAUUCUCCUUGUGGGGAAAAAUAUUAUUAAAAGCAGAAUAAGUGUACUUAGAACAAUGACCACAGCACACACUUGGUACUUAUAAAUGAACCUUUAUUAAAGACACUUUAAUGCCAUUUGUUAGACACUUCAUAUCUUACAUGUUUUCAAUGUACAUUGUACCAAAAUUUCUAUAAAUAAAUAACU
Onychomys torridus (southern grasshopper mouse) is the source of this 1989-nucleotide messenger RNA. It is a transcript of the gene Slc25a26, whose product is annotated as solute carrier family 25 member 26. The record is from RefSeq and is a predicted model, not a curated record. The transcript has 10 exons. Bases 111 to 935 code for a protein of 274 amino acids. Gene Ontology annotation, biological process: transmembrane transport. Gene Ontology annotation, cellular component: mitochondrial inner membrane. Lineage: Eukaryota; Metazoa; Chordata; Mammalia; Rodentia; Cricetidae. Gene Ontology annotation, molecular function: S-adenosyl-L-methionine transmembrane transporter activity.